GACUGUUCCCAGGGAGAGAGAAGCCGUCUCGGGGCCGCACAAUGGCGGCCAAGAUGGAGAUAACCCUGAGCUCACAGUCCCACACGCAGGCUUCUUCCAAGCAAGAGAGACACAUAAUAGCCAAGCUAGAAGAGAAACGGGGGCCCCCUCUGCAAAAAGACUGUCCUGAUCCUGAGCUCUCCCGCCAGAGCUUUAGACGGUUUUGUUAUCAAGAGGUGUCUGGACCCGAAGAGGCGCUCUCCCGGCUCCAGGAGCUGUGCCGGCAGUGGCUGCAGCCCGAGGUGAACACCAAGGAGCAGAUUUUGGAGCUGCUGGUGCUGGAGCAGUUUCUGAACAUCCUGCCCCCAGAGAUACAGGCUCGGGUCAGACAUCGGUGUCCCGUGAACAGCAAGGAAAUUGUCACCCUGGUGGAAGAUUUUCACAGAGCAGCCAAAAGACCAAAGCAGUGGGUGGCCGUUUGUAUGCAGGGGCAGAAGGUGCUCUUGGAGAAAACUGGAUCUCAGCUUGGAGAACAGGAACUGCCACAUUUUCAACUGCAAACUCCUAGGAGAUACCCUAGGGAGAGCUCUCAGGAGGAGAUUUCCCAGGCAGGAUCCCAAGACCAGCUGAGCCCCCACCAUUGGGAAAAAUCCCCACUUUUCCAGGAACCAACCCCCAAAUUGGCUGGAACAGAGGCCCCCCGAAUGAAAAGUGACAACAAGGAAAAUCCACAGCAGGAGGGGGUUAAAGGAGCGAAGCCAUGUGCAGUGUCAGCUGGUAGAUCCAAAGGGAACGGUCUGCAGAGUCCUGAGCCGAGAGGGGCAAAUAUGACUGAACCCCGGUUGUCAGGAAGGCAGGUGAGCCCCUCAAAUGCUCAAAAGCCAUUCACCCACUACCAGAGACAUUGCAGGGAACUAGAAUACAGCAGCAGCUCCCUAAAAAACCACCCACUGAGAGGGCUGAAGAAAAGCAGAGCAAGUAGAAGAAGCCUGAGCAGCCGUCUGCAGCGCCUUGCUCACCAGCCAGCCCGCUCAGCGCGGAAGCCAUACAAAUGCGACGACUGUGGGAAAAGCUUCACGUGGAAUUCAGAGCUGAAAAGACACAAGCGCGUUCACACAGGGGAGAGACCCUACACAUGCGGAGAGUGUGGGAACUGCUUUGGGCGGCAGUCGACCCUGAAACUGCACCAGAGGAUCCACACCGGGGAGAAGCCGUAUCAGUGCGGCCAGUGUGGGAAAAGCUUUCGCCAGAGCUCCAACCUUCACCAGCAUCAGCGACUCCACCACGGGGACUGAAGACAGGGCUCCGUCCUUCUGCCCAGAGGGAAGGUGUUUGUGUUUGUCCUACCCCCACCUGCAUGUGAAUCUCAAAGACUGUCCGCGUGACUUACAAGGAAAGCCGGAGGUCCCUGAGGAAUGUGGCUGGUGAGGGGUCCCAGAAGCUGGGGUCCCAGAAGCUGAGGUCCCAGAAGCCGCAGUGCCCUCCCAAGGGCAGGGGAAAAGCAGCCCCGAGAAGUGGAUAGCAUGUGGGCUGCCGAGGUCGGAGGGGCCCUGCUACUCUCCUUUCUCACUCAGGCCAGUAGCUUUAGGAACAAUAAAAUGACUGGGGAAAUGAAAAUGUUCCACAAUUAGACUAUUUCAGUACAUUUACUAAAAGUUAUAAAGGAUUUGAUUUUGUGAUAAGUAAAUUAUACCUCAAUGAAGUUUCUAGAAAUGACAAAAUAUGUAAAAUAUUAAAGCCCUGGAACUAGUCCUGAGAAGGCAUCUCAUCCCUCCCCUUCAUUCUCUCAAAGUGGAAGUUAAAACCCAAUCAGUAUGCAAUUCUUACUCACCCGGGUAAAGCUAGCUGACCCCGCAGUUCAGAAAAGACGUGUGGCAGAUGGGUGUGCUGCAUCCAGCAGAAAACAUCUGGGUGGCAUUCCUCCUGAAGUGCCGCUGCCAGUUGCCGGGGCUGUGGCCUGUGCUCUUCGCGCCCAGAAUCUCACCUUCCCCCUGACCGCAGAGGGACAGGUGCAUGCAUGUGCACCCUCACUCUCCCAGCUGUGCACACACCAUGCCCUUUGCCCCUGGGACCCACCACCCCACCUGUCCUCCGCCCCCUCCCAUCACCGGAGUUGCCUAUCCUCAGAGCCUCGCUGACCAGGCCGACUUAGACUCAAUCAUGUGUCUCCCUGUUCUCUCUGCCUACCAGGGGUGCUCAAUGUGGGAGCAGAUCUGCCCCCCAGAGGACAUUGGGUGUCUGAAAACAGUGUUGGUUGUUACGACUUGCAGGAGGGUGGGUGCUCCCGGCCUCUAGUGGCUAGAGACCAGGGAUGCAGCUAAAAGCCUUAGGGUGCACAGGACGGUCCCCACGACAGUUACCUGGUCCCAAAUGUCAGGAGUGCCAGGGUUGGGGAACUAUGUACAUAACAAAAAGUCUUUAAGGGCAAGAACCUUGUGUUUUCCAUCGUUGUAGCUUUUGGACGUAGCUCACACCCAGUCCAGAGGAAGAGGCGCUCAGUGAUCGAUGAACUGAAGUGCCCUGCUUCACCCUCAGGACCCAUUUUUGCCUGAAUCAGAUCUGGUGACAGCUGUUGGGUGCAGUGGACAAAGCCUCUUGUCUUGUGGCCAGAGAGAGACUUAUUGGGUGCCCAGUGGCCAUUUCAUAGCUUUUGGUGGUACUUUAAGACUAAUUCGUGGUCCCCUCCCCAACAGCCAUGUUAGGUGUGGAGUUCAACUCCGUUGUUAGGUCUUCCUUCCCUCCCUCCUGUCUGCUGCUUCUCACCAGUCAGGGCCUCUCCAUCCCUCAAGUGUCCCCCCUUCCCUCCAGGACCCAUUUCCAGGCCAGUGUCAUGGAUGUGACUUACCUGACCUGAGUUUCGUACCCAUGCUCUAACAGAGGACCACUAGCUUAAGACAACACAAACAUUUCUUAAGUUCGAACGUUUCUGAUGUUCCAGACAUGAGAAGUCCAAAAUCAAUCUCACUGAGCCAAGUCAAGGUGUCCGCAGGGCCGAUUCCUUCUGGAAGCGCGGAGGGAUGCAUCUGUUUCCGUCCUUCCUUGGUUUCCAGUGGCAGCUUGUACUCCUUGGCUUGUGGCCUCUUCCUCCACCACCAAAGUGGGUCCCUCCAAUCUCUGUCCCCAUAUGACCUCCUCCUCUUCCUCCGACCCUCUGACCUCCAUAAAAAGACCAUUAUGAUUACACUAGCCCCCCCACCACUGAUAAUCCAAAAUAAUCUCCCUGUCUCAAGAUCUUUAAUCACAUCUGAAGAAUCACCUUUGCCGUAAAGGUAAUGUUUGCAGGUUGCAGAGAUUAGGGUGUGGACAUCUUGGGGGGACGCGGACCAACCACGCUUGCGUACAGAAUCAACUUGGUCAAAGGUCUCUCCUAAGAUGAAGGCUCACGGAUCGCCAGUCCCCUCGGAAGUGCUGGGGCAGAAACUCUACUCAUACAGGAGCUUUGUCUGCUUGGCAUGUUUUAAGAAUCCACGUGUGUCUUCUGUCUUCUGAUUCAGAGUCAAUAAUUGCUGAAGUAGUUAUUGAAUGUUAAUAUCUUUGGGUACCUGUUCAACUGCGGACCUUGAAUAAAUGUGAUAAAAUUGCCACUCUGGCUGUU
Molecule: messenger RNA, 3574 nt
Organism: Manis javanica (Malayan pangolin)
Lineage: Eukaryota; Metazoa; Chordata; Mammalia; Pholidota; Manidae
Gene: ZNF174
Product: zinc finger protein 174
Source: RefSeq, a predicted model, not a curated record